This is a messenger RNA of Drosophila erecta, 1589 nucleotides long. Its product is annotated as PAX-interacting protein 1. The record is from RefSeq and is a predicted model, not a curated record. Lineage: Eukaryota; Metazoa; Arthropoda; Insecta; Diptera; Drosophilidae. The transcript has 5 exons. The coding region runs from base 144 to 1409 and encodes 421 amino acids.
CCAGACUGCUCGCAGCUCGGAACUAGUUCGCUGUUUACGAACGACAAUAAACGGAGACCAAAACAAUUACGGAGGACGAGCACAAAGCGAACGUGAGAAAUUUGUGAAAAUUUUUAUAAAUCGCGUGUGUGGGCGCUUCAAAAAUGGUGCUGCGAUCGGGGAUCAUAAUUCCGUUUCAGUUUCGCGACACGAAGAAGCUGCUGAUGAUCGGGGUGCCCGAGGAGAACCGCAACCUAAACAUAUGGGACCUGAAGAACGUGGUGCGCGCCGCCUUCGGGAUCUACAACUUCGAGUUCCGGAACAAGAAGAUCGGCUUUAACAUCCCGGACGAGCUGCUGCUGCACUAUCUGGCCCAGAGGCACGACCUCACCAACUUCGUUAUAGAGAUCAGUCAAGUCUGCGAUGUCGCCCUGGACAACUAUGUGCUGAAUCGCCAAUGCAGCUGUGCGGACCAGAAAAUGCUCAACGAUUCGCCAACGCCCGAGGAGCCCACCAAUUUGUGCCAGCCCAGCAAUGUGCUGGAGGCCGCGCCCACUCCGCUCAUGGCUCUGCCACACUGCGAGGACGAGGAUCACGAGCCUGAGCAUGAGCACGAGGAGAGCAUUAAGUAUCGGAUCGACAAGGCCAGCAGUGGAGCUGCCUCAGCGGAGCUGGGCAUGCCCGCCUACGAGGCCUGCUCGCCCAAGAUGGACUACGAUACGCAGGACGAGCUGCCGGACUCGCCGCACUCGCAGCCGCCACCGCCUUUUCCUCUGCCCGCAGCCCUGCCGUUGCCACCGCCGCCCACCUCGCAUCACCAACAUCUGCAACAGCAGCACCAGCAGCAACACGAGGAGCGCAUCCAGCAAGAGUACAUAAUCCAGCAACAGCAGCAGCAUCAACACCUGCAGCAGCAACAACAUCACCUGGCUCUCCUGCAGCAGCAGCAGGAGCAACAGCAACAGAUUCAGCAGCAGCAGGGUGUCAACAUGGCCAUGGGCACUACUACGACAAACAACAUUCGACAGCGCAAGGAGCGGAUGUCCAAGCGGCAGAAGGAGCUGUACGUGCACUUCCUGCAGCAGCACCAGUUCAUCAACGACCACCGUCGCAACGAUCCUGCGCUGGACCCCUACUGGCAAAAGCUGUCCAACCUGCUGAACGCCGUGCCCCAGGGCGCCGUGAAGCACGUGAGCGAGUGGAAGCAGACCUUCGACAACUGGCGAUACCGCAUCUUCCUCUACGCGCGCUACAACUCCAAGCUGCAGGACGAGGAGGCCCAGAAUCCUCGCAACUUCAAGCCGCUGACCCGGACCGACAAGCAGGCCUACAUCAUGUGGAUCCGGAACCCGGACACCGCGCCGCCCGACCUGGACAAGAUGCGCAACGUCUUCUGCAACCUGGAGGAGACGGCGGUGCAGCAGGAGUAGAUUGCCCUUCGUCGUAGCUGUAACAUUUCAAAUAUUCUUUGUCACCUUUUCAAUGGUUUUUAUCGUAUUAAUCGUGCGUAUGUGUGUCGCUGUUUUCCUGUUUUGGGAAUGCAUUUUCCUUUUAGCUUGUUGUCAUUGUUAUGCCUUUUUGAAUAUUAAACAUGUGUUUUUUUUAAUGAA